AUGGUGCUCACUGACUUCCUUACGGAGACCAGAAGGAAAUGGCUACAGGCCUUCAAAUUAUUCAAGAGAAGUAAGAACAGAAGCAGCACUCGUAACCGCGUCUCUCCCCUGGUACGAUCACCGUCUUACAACGGCACCGUGGACGCCAGGCCAGAGAUAGACAUACAGAGGUUCUGCCCCUGCCGGACCUCCCUGCCGCCGCUACACCUGCACCAGGCCUACGAGAACACGUACAGCAGUUACAACAGCUACGGAUCGGGGCACGACAGCCUUCAGAGUUACGGAAACGAAUCAAUGAACGACUCCGCGUAUGAUUCCACGAGAAGCAGCCCCGCGCACCCGCCCGUGUGUUACGCCACGGUCACAUACUUCAACGUGAACGAUAGCGAGGACAGCAGCAGCAUACACACGGAGUACACGCUGCUGGACCUGGAACAAGACCUGGACCACGACCUGGAGCAACACCUGGAGCUGGGCGGCAACGAGCAGAGGCAGAACAUCAUCAACGAGAGCAUAGAACUAGUUAGCACUAUGUACAUAUAUUAUAUCGUGGAGACCGCGACCCCAGCGUUAUCAUCAGUCAAGGAGUCUCUUGAAGGAUCCUUCGUUUGUUCUCAUCGUGUGAUUCUUUUAUUCGAGCUCGGACCGACACACGGCGCACACACGAGUGGAAAAAAAAUACGAUGUUUUGCACCCCGCGGGCAACGGAAGGAAGUGGAGAGGGAGACGGAGAUAGUGGAACCAGGCGAGGGGGAGAGAGACGGAGGCCGUGGGAAACACUGGGGUGGACUCGUCCCAUGUACCAGGGAACAGCUCCAGAGGGACCCGCUGAAUGAGAGGUCAUUAUAUAGAUGA
This is a messenger RNA of Danaus chrysippus (African queen), 855 nucleotides long. NCBI's taxonomy places the organism in Eukaryota, Metazoa, Arthropoda, Insecta, Lepidoptera, Nymphalidae. The record is from the annotation of a GenBank genome assembly.